UUAGCAUUCUUCAUGUAUUUGAUAUAUCUUUGAAGGGCACUGCUCCACAACAACUGAGGACCCGUGGGCGACCCAAGCACCGUCGUGCCUCUACAACUGCGGCUCUCACAUGGGAAGCUGCUCCUGCUCCAGCUCUUGUCAAUACUACGGCAACUGUUGCCAUGACUUCCACUGGUACUGCUCCACAACAACUGAGGACCCGUGGGUGACCCCAGCACCGUCGUGCCGCUAUAACUGUGGCUCUCACAUGGGAAGCUGCUCCUGCUCCAGCUCUUGUGAAUACUACGGCAACUGUUGCCGUGACUACCACUGGUAUUGCCCUUCAACAACAGAUAUCCCCUGGUGGCCAACCACAGCUCCAACCUGUGGGGGCUACUUGUAUGGCGGCGGAACUUUCACGAGCCCCAACCACCCGCACCACUACGAUGACAACAGCCGUUGUGAGUGGCACCUCAGGGUGCCACGUGACAGCCGGAUUUUCCUGAGGUUCACCUUCUUGGAACUGGAGAACUGCUGCAGUUGUGACUACAUCAGCGUCUACAAUGGUAAUUCCAUUGGUCAUCCGUAUCUGGGGAGGGUCUGCAACGGCUCCGUCCGGACCUUCCAGUCCACCAGCCACGAGAUGACUGUCGUUUUCCGGACCGACAGCUCUGUGGUGGCACGAGGAUUCACAGCCGAGUACCACAGCAUUCUGUCUCCCAACUCAGGAUCAGUCGACUGCUCCUCCUCCACAAUGACAAUCGUCCUCCAGAAAAACUACCUGCAGUCUUUGGGCUACGAAGCACACAACCUGUUCCUGAACGACCGCAGCUGUCGACCUCGGGAAAACCCUUGGGAUGUGGUCUUCAGCUUCCCCAUCCACACAUGCGGCAACAUCCAAACGUUUCAGAACAGCUCGGCGAUCUACUCCAACACACUGCGAGCGUUCCCCUCCUCCAGCGGCGACGGCGUGAUCACGCACCAUGACUUCUUCCGCCUGAACAUCACCUGCCUCAUGGCUCAGGAGUCCGAGUCCCACAUUAUGUACAUCGUCAACCACAAUCAAAAUAGCAGCAUCAUUGGAACCGGCAUGUUCAACACCAGCAUGGACUUCUACACAUCCAGCAGCUUCUACUACAAGGUUACUGAAAGCCCGUACGAGGUGAAUCUCAACCAGUACAUGUACGUGCAAAUCAAUCUGGACUACUACGACUCUAAGCUGGUGGUGUAUAUCGACACCUGCGUGGCGUCUCCUUCUCCCACUGACUUCGAGAACAGAGCUCACUAUCUGGUCCGUAACGGGUAA
Synchiropus splendidus (mandarinfish) is the source of this 1285-nucleotide messenger RNA. RefSeq names its product deleted in malignant brain tumors 1 protein-like. NCBI's taxonomy places the organism in Eukaryota, Metazoa, Chordata, Actinopteri, Syngnathiformes, Callionymidae. The record is from RefSeq and is a predicted model, not a curated record. The coding region runs from base 110 to 1285 and encodes 391 amino acids. The transcript is spliced from 10 exons. Gene Ontology annotation, cellular component: cell surface.